UUAUUCGAUCAUUUCAUGAUUUUCCGUCCUGCUGAUUAGAUCGGGACGGCCAUUCUGCUUCGAUCAUGUGUUAUGAUUUUGUACUUCAAAACAAUAACAAAUUCAGCUUUGUGUACUUACGAUCGGUUUGUAUUACGGAAAUAACUAAUCUAAGUUCUAAAUAUAACCAAUAACUGAUAUUGGUUGAUAAAUUUUUAUAUUUUUCCACAACAUGCCAGGAAUUAAAGCUGCUAGUUGUCCUCAGCUCUCAUCUGACCAUUCAAGUCCUCCAAAUUCCAUCCCGUCAGUGGAAUUCCGGGAUCGUCUCAGGAUUUCCCUGACAGAGGAGGAUUUCUAUCGGCGCAGUACUUACGGCAGCAUCCAAGAGUCCGGACACCAUCAGUCAUGUUGUGUAGCAGGGGAACAUUUCCUCACCUCCCACGAAUAUGCGCGCAGGAGUCUCAGUAUGGACAGCGCAGUACACGUCGACAUAUCAGACCUGAACGGAGAAGGAGAUGCUCCUAGUAUUCCCUUAUCUCUCAAAAAAUGCAAAAGAACGAUCAUCGCUCCUUAUUCCUGUCUUCUGUCUUUCAUUGGUUGGAGACCAUGGUUUUAUGAAUCUCUAAGCCGAAGGUCAUCAUUCUGGAGGUACUUCAACUGUGUCUAUCCUGCAUUUGUUCUUACCCUCAUCGUCAGUAACUAUGUAUUCCAAGUAUUAAAUUGCCAAGGAAAAUUCAACAUUCAUAGAGAUGUAGAGCCCUCUCCUCCUACUCCUACUCCUCAUGAAGUGAACAUGAAGGGCAACUGCACUUGGGGAAUGAUAACAUUCUCCUGCCAUGCCAGAUACGUCAUGGACGCCAUAAAAAUUGUGUAUAGGCCCAUGGGUUCCGGCUAUUGCGAACACAUUGUACCUACUUAUAUAGUGCCCAGUUUUGUGCAUUUCCUUGCUUUCGCAUAUGGGUUUUAUCACUUUCGACUGGUGGAAUGCGAGCAGUUGUUUUCACUGAUGGAAAGAGUAUUUCUACAAUCCAGUUCUACACGAGGUCUACAAAAUGCUUUAAUUCGCAACUCUAGGGUGUUCUUUUUCGCUGCUCUUAUCUGGCUAUCCUGUCAAGUUGGAUUGGAGAUUCUGUACAAUUUUACAUUUCCGCAAAACAGGUUAGAGUUUUUAGGUGUGAUAUACAAAUAUGUGUUUCUGGGAGUCAAGUUCGCAGGCAUGGUUCUUGUCCAGUGUGUGAAUAUGGCUGUUGCCAUUAACUACUGUGUCCAGUGUGAAACCCUCAUUCUGUACAUAAAAGGUAUCUGUCUUAAGCUGCACGAGAAAUCCAUGGAAAUCAAAUCAGCCAUGCAUGAAAUAUUAGGCGUCCGAGAGUAUAUAAGUCUCUUAAAUGGAAAUGUGGCAAAAAUGAUGGGACUGUGCAUCGUCAACUUCACAGAACUCACUAUUUUAGGUACAGCUCUCUUAUUCUUGAAUAGAUUACAAGAAGGAACUGUGAUCAGUUACAGAGUAUUGUUUCCAUUUCUGUGGUUCAUUGCACUCAUAGCGCCAUUGAUUCAAGCAGCGAGGCUCACUCAAACCGGCAGCAAACUGCGACAAAUAUCUUUCGAAAUGAGGGUAUUCGGCUACCAGACGAGCUCCAUGCUAGAAUUGGAUUCGUUUGUUUUGUUCGUCAGUGGAGCCACUCUCAGAUCAAAGCUAUUUGGUGUGACCGUAAGGUCUUCUACAGUGAUAUUGACACUCGGAUUAUCAGUAUUUGUUCUUCUCACUUUGAUGGUGGUGGAUCUCUUGUCAGUUUCCGGAUAUGAAAGGUUUUUCUAGCAUGAAAUAUAUCUGAAUAUAUUGCUCUUUAACUGUGAUGUUUUAUUAGACUUUUAUGAACAAACAAAUAUGUACAUUUAAUUUUUCUAAUCUUGAAAUAAAGAUAAUAAUUAUC
Messenger RNA from Argiope bruennichi, 1913 nucleotides. RefSeq lists its product as uncharacterized. The coding region runs from base 212 to 1798 and encodes 528 amino acids. The record is from RefSeq and is a predicted model, not a curated record. Lineage: Eukaryota; Metazoa; Arthropoda; Arachnida; Araneae; Araneidae. The transcript is spliced from 12 exons.